UAAUUGGGAAAUUCAAUAUCGCGUGCAAAUGGCAAUACCACCAUACAAGACAGGGCUGCCAGCUUCCUCAUGGGUGUUACUUUGAGCGGUUAUCAAGCGGCACAGUCGAAUUCCAACUAUUUACAGUAGUGUGGAGUUUACUUCCCCUCUCCCCUCUCCCCUCAAACUCUUAGACGCCUCUUUUGUCAAACCAAAAUCAUUCAUUCCGUGCUCCGUUUUAGUCUGCCGAGUCUGCCUCUGCUCUAAAGGACUCUUUAUAUAGAACGACAAACGUCCCAUCCAUCUCUUAAUAUUGUACCUAUUGUUUCCCUCUCUCUCUCUCUCUCUCUCUCUCUCUUUUUUUGUCUCUAGGUUUUCAUGUAAUUCAAAUUUCCAGUUUUUUGAUUAACCCAAAAUAAAUUCCAAAAAUGCCUUUCAUGUUUUCACCAGGUAAGUAAUUACUCAAUGAAUGUACGGCACGGCAUAUUGCCACAAUUUAAGUCCGUGAUAUUCAUUCACACCCGACACACACACAAGUUACAGCACCCCAAUUCUUAUCCUGUGAUAGGUGAAGAUCACCCGAUAACCCUGCAAGUAGUGGCGGUGUUUUUUGUAUACGCAACCUCAUAAGAGGCAACCAUUUAUCAUUUCAAUACCCAAAAUUCCCACUACUUUCUCAUCCUUCCCUUCUCCCUGAGAGAUUCCCUUCAAUCUCUCCAUCAAUACAUUUCCCUUAUCUCACAAAGUUUAUUGAGGGAACAUGCCUAAUCAUCCCGUUUUGGUUUCAGGUGCGGUAAUCAUAGCUGCUGUGGCUGUAGGCGCGGCGAUAGCAGUAUAUGAAUCACCACAAGCCCGACAAUUCGCUGAAGAUGUUCGUCGUAGAAUCGCAGUCGCAUUACAUUCCCUUGGCGAUGAAAUCAAUCCGAAUAGUCGACAGCCCCGUUUCAACCGACCUGAGGAUGCAGAGGGUUUUAUGCAGAGUGCUUCGGAAGUGGGCGUAGAUGCCGAUGAGGAUAGCAGGAGAAAACAGAGAGAGGAAUUAAUGUAUUGGAAUGCAGUACGCAUGGAAAGAAUGGAAAAAGAGCAAAGGAUGGAUGAGAAGAGACCAGCAGGAAACCCGAGUCGAAAGCCGAGUUUUGAGGAUUUCUUGCAAGAGGAUCCUAAUGCUGAGAAGGGCACUUUCGUUUACAAUACUGGUACAGAUUUGAAUGGUCAAGCUGAAGAGGGUCUCACCCAUCGACGCGGCGUUCGAGGUUUAAAUCGAUCGACGAUCUACGCAAAUCCAUUUGCAGAUGAGCACGGUAUUGAUAGCGAGGAACAACAAGCUAUGGAUAGAAGUUUAAUGUCUCCCGGAGACGGCGAACAAUACGAAUCGGACUCUGAAGGAUUAUACAGUUGCCACGAAGGCCGAAGUCGAUCCCGCUCUCGACAAAGUACCUCCACUCUCUCACCAGCAGAACCAAUAGCCCACGAAGACGCCGAAACGCUUGUUGAUCUUUCCGAACCAUUCAACCCAGAUCUACCAGUCUCUGUACCUACCCUUGAAAAUUUGGAAACUGAGCCAACUUACACUGCAAGAGCACAAGACAAUGAAAAUCCAUUUGCAUCCAUUCACGCCUGGGCCGAUCAUACCGAUAACGCAACUGGCUUUUAUUCUCCUCUGCCUGUCACACCUCACGAACGCCCUUCAACUCCAACCGCCACCCAGAGCGCUCAAGUUACUCCCCCAUCGCCCACCAUCUCCGAUCCCGAUUAUUCCUCCCUCGAGUCCCUUGAUGGAGAUGGAAUGAUUACUCCAACAGAUUCCGCAUCGUUAGCUGGUUCUGGCGAAGAAGUCUGGCACCCAAGAAGCGGCGCUACCAGUGACGCCGAUGUCAUGAGUGUAGAUGACGGUAUCGUCACACCUGAUAGCUGGUCGGAAAUCGGAAGCUUAGCAAGCGAAGAUGAAGUACACCAUUAAUCAUUCGUAUCAACUCAUACAUUACCAACACGUAUUGAGAAGCUACAACAUCUACUCACUCACAAAGCAUGCGGUCUAUAGCAAGCGUAGGAGUUGCAUUCGGCGUCGGAUAUAUACUAGAUGUCAUAUCGUACAGAAAGUCCAUGGGAACCAUCACAAUUAGCUAGCUGCAGGAACAGUAAAUUUGGAGGCAACACAGUUUGGGAAUACAAGCAUGGCGUCGGGAUCAAGGGCAAAUGGGGAAUCGGGUUAAGGUUGGCGUAUUGUAGUGGACAUAUCUAACUGUCUCUAAAUUGAUCGAUUGACAUAUAAAUUUAUUCUGAGAUUUACGAUUCUUUGGUUUGAUGGGGCAGGGUGUUGGAAUGGAUAUUUUGAUUCGGUUUGCUAUUAGUGCGGAAUUCAAUUUUUUAUGUGAUGAUGAUGUGAUAUGAUUGUAUACCUACCUACCUAUGUUACAAUAGAUAGUAUACAUAU
Botrytis deweyae is the source of this 2413-nucleotide messenger RNA. RefSeq lists its product as uncharacterized. Lineage: Eukaryota; Fungi; Ascomycota; Leotiomycetes; Helotiales; Sclerotiniaceae. Bases 740 to 1939 code for a protein of 399 amino acids. The record is from RefSeq and is a predicted model, not a curated record. The transcript is spliced from 2 exons.